GCACCCCUCCGUUCCUACCACUGCACACUUCUCUCCUCUUCCUCCUUCAGUCUCCUCUGGUAGAUCUCUCGAGGUCGCCUUCUCCGGCCACGGCGGACGGCAUUAGAAGCAGAGGUGAGGGUCGAGGGAGCGUUGAUUUGGUGGGUAGAAGAGGCGGCCGGCGGCAACGAUGUAUAAGAACCAGCUCCAGGAGCUGGCGCAGCGGAGCUGCUUCAACCUCCCGGCGUACACGUGCCUGCGGGAGGGGCCGGACCACGCGCCGCGGUUCAAGGCGUCGGUCACCUUCAACGGCGAGCUGUUCGAGAGCCCCGGCUUCUUCACCACGCUCCGCCAAGCUGAGCAUGCUGCCGCCGAGGUCGCCCUCGCCGCCCUCGCCCGGCGCGGCCCCUCUUACUCGCUAGCCGCCCGCAUCUUGGAUGAAACAGGGGUUUACAAAAACCUUCUACAGGAAGUAGCCCAGAGAGUUGGAGCACCAUUGCCAUCAUAUACAACAGAGCGGUCUGGCCUUGGCCAUCUGCCAGUUUUCACAUGUACGGUAGAGCUGGCUGGGAUCAUAUUUACAGGUGAUCAUGCUAAGAAUAAGAAACAAGCUGAGAAAAAUGCAGCUUCAGCAGCCUGGGCUUCACUGAAACAAUUGGCACGUGAGGAAGCAAACUCAACAAAUGAACCAGAGAAUAAUGAUGAACAGGAGCAGAUCAGGAUUGCUCGAGCUCUUCUCAACUAUCGCCUGAAGGAAAAGAUGGCGAUGGCCAAUAAUCCCCAUGCUUCACCGUUUCCUAAGAAAUUUCCCAUGAAACCAGAGAGGAAGCCUUCUUUUGCUCAAUCCUCCCAAUCCAGUUACUCGAAAAUUCUUCCUCUAUUCCGACCGAAGUCUAGUUCAAGAUCCAGACCAGAGUCACCAGCAGCAACUGAUGGAGCAUCACAAUCACCUUUCUGGUCCAUUGAAACCUCUAAUUCAAGGUCAAGGUUUCCGGCUGCAGGGGCAGCCCCUUAUGUCCCAGUUGGGCACUACCGAAUGCCUUGCCAUAGCAUGGCUCCUCCAGUCACAGUCAGGAGUGCUGUUCCUGUGUUCUCUGCUCCACCUCUCCCACCUCCAGGCUCACAGACACAGCAGCUUCCUCCUCUCCUGAGCCACCCGCCGCCAAUUCGGAUGGCAUCCCCAGUCCGCAUCAGGCCACCUCCCGCACUCUUUGCUCCCUCUGGUCCAGUUCGCAGUCCAAGACCUGUGAUGUCCGUUCAGAUGAAGGAUGUGCAACACAAACCAAUGAAGGAAUCGCUGUCAUCUGUGAUCCCUCUUCAGGUAAAGGAUGCCCAACACCAACUGUUUAAUGGAUCAUUGUCGCCUGUGAUCCCCAUUCAGAUGAAGGAUGUGCAGCCCCAACUGCCAAAGGAACAACUGUCACUUGCUAAGGACGCACCACCGGUGGUUCCAUUGCCAGUGAUUAGGCCUCCAGUUAAGAUUGAGGCUCCAGCUCAAGUCAAGGAAGCUCCACAGGUUGUUACCAGUGAAGUCCAAUGCCCUGCUGCUGGUUCUACUGCUGCUGCUACCUCGGCAGAGUUUCUUCCAGCAAGCCAGUCAGGUGCCGCCGAUGAGGACAAGGGUGAAGCUGCGCUUGAUGACCAGGCAGAAGCUAAAGCAGCAGUGGAGGGCAUCAUCAGGCAUCUAGAGAUAAAAUGAGACUUCCGAAACCAAUGGUCGCCUUCUCUCAGAUUUUGUAAUUAGCUGCCUCCUGUGCACAUCCCUUUCCGUUUAGUUUUUGCAUGCGUUGAUUCGGAUUAGAGGUCUCCUGGGCAAGCUGCAUUCUAGUAGGGUCACCUAGCUUUUUGUUCAGAAACAAAAAACAUGCAGCGGUAGGCAGUUUCCCUGGUUGGGUCGGAGAUGGUUAUACUUCCCUGGAUAUGGUGGUCUGGUUUUACUUUUACUCCCCCCCAAUGAUGAGGUGGAUGCUGUGUGUGUGUGCCUCUAGGGAAGGAUUAUGAGGCGGCGGUUAUUACAUCCUAAAUUUGGUAAUUAUUACUGUCCAUCGAUCAUUCUACAGUA
Molecule: messenger RNA, 2041 nt
Organism: Brachypodium distachyon (stiff brome)
Lineage: Eukaryota; Viridiplantae; Streptophyta; Magnoliopsida; Poales; Poaceae
Product: double-stranded RNA-binding protein 6
Exons: 3
Coding region: 170-1678 (502 amino acids)
Molecular function (GO): double-stranded RNA binding
Source: RefSeq, a predicted model, not a curated record